UUUCCCAUUUCCAUGGUAAGCUUCUUCGCCUCUGUUGGGAAAUCCCAUCUUCAGAAUGUUAAGUAGCCAUUUUUAUUUGGUUUUUCCCUUUCCACAGUGAGUUCGAUCGAGUAGCUACGGUGUUGUGUCUUGGACCUUCGGCCAGCUCCGACUAGUGGGCCUAUUUCACUUCCACUCCUACCAUUCGAUCCACUUUGCUUCCGCCAUAUCUCCGACCAUUUCGCCACAUUAGCUCUGACCUUCGCUUGUUUUGUUGAAGAUGACAGGAGAAGGGAAUGAAAUUUCGAAUGACGUUGGAGCUGCUAUGUUGGAGUUAGAUGACGAAAAUGUUAUCGAGAAUAUGAAAGUACUGGGUAACGGUGCAACAGGAGGUGAUGGUGCGGUUGUGCCUGAGGUGGGCAUGAAGUUUAAGGAUGAGAAUGAACUUUUCGAGUUUUAUAAAAGAUAUGCAUAUGACUUGGGUUUUUCAGUGGGAAAAAGAAAUUCGAAAAGGGAUGAUGAUGGAGUUAUGCGAUAUGUUACAUUUGUUUGCAGCAGUGAAGCGAAAAAAGUCAAUAAUACAAGUGUUUCUCUGAGGCCGGCAGCUACCAUGCAGAGUGGAUGUAAAGCCAUAUUGACUGCAUGUUCAGAUAUUAAGGAAAUUUGGAGAAUUAAUACAGUACACCUCGAUCAUAACCACGGAAUAAGUCCUUCGAAGUUCAGAUUGUAUCGUUAUAAUAGAGAGCUAAGUGCUCAGGUGAAACGACGACUUGAAGUAAAUGACAUUACAGGAAUACCACUGCACAAAAGUUACAACUCCGCAGUUGUCGAAGCAGGUGGAUAUGAGAAUAUGACCCCACACGAAGGUUGCAGUGAAUUACGACAGGUUGGUCAGUACCCUUGCACAAUUAAUGUACGAGAAUAUGGUUAAAUCAUUCGCUACGUUGGCAAGUAUUACUUGUGAUGACAAUGUAAAGCAUCUUCUAUAUUGAAGUGGAUUGAAAUUCAAUGUAAAGAGAUGGCGACGUCGAAGUCAAGUAGCAGUAGUAAUGUCUUGUCCACGCAUUUAGCACCUCAGUGUGCAGCGUCACAAGAUAAUGACAGUAGUUGCGGUGGCGUAUGGGAUCCAAAAUGCGCAAAGAGAAAAGGGGCUCCUAAAAAACUUCGGAAUAAAUCGCCAUUGGAAUCGAGUUCAACUAAAGCUAAGGCUGGAUGUGCAACCAAAGGGAAGAAACCCAAGACACAUAACAAUAACCUUGGAGAUCGUGCACCCGCAUUUCAGACAACUCAAGAAGCGCAACGAUCAAUACCGAUUCCGUUUUCAUAUUCACAGCUACUAAUGGUUAGUGUAUACAUGGUUCAUUUUCCUUUGUACAAAUAUAUAUGACCGAUACAUAAAACUUUUUUUCCAUGAAGGGUGCAAACCAAAGCUUCGAGUUUGCACAACACUUAUAGUCAUCUAGUUCGAUCCGCCCGAAUGGUCAAGUAUAUAAUGCAAUGCCUCACUAUGUUCCAUAUUUGUCGGACAACAAUGGUGCAAACCCAUGAUGUUGGAAUAAUGACCAUGGAAAUAGAUAUCUGGUAUAGGUAUUUGAAUGGAGAAUGUACGUGAGAGCUCUGGCGAGUGAUAUAUGAAGUGGGAGAGCCGUUCAACUUGAAGCUUCAAUUGUUUUGCUAAUUUGAUUAAUGGAUAACCAAUUAGUUGUGGGCAUGUAAUGAAUGUAAUAUAGAUGUUGCUAUGGUUGUUUUGUUGAACUUAUUUGGAUCAAGUGAAA
This is a messenger RNA of Olea europaea var. sylvestris, 1754 nucleotides long. Its product is annotated as protein FAR1-RELATED SEQUENCE 5-like. The record is from RefSeq and is a predicted model, not a curated record. The coding region runs from base 260 to 910 and encodes 216 amino acids. The transcript is spliced from 5 exons. NCBI's taxonomy places the organism in Eukaryota, Viridiplantae, Streptophyta, Magnoliopsida, Lamiales, Oleaceae.